This is a messenger RNA of Triticum dicoccoides, 2913 nucleotides long. Its product is annotated as receptor-like protein 1. The transcript has 5 exons. The coding region runs from base 1 to 2913 and encodes 970 amino acids. The record is from RefSeq and is a predicted model, not a curated record. NCBI's taxonomy places the organism in Eukaryota, Viridiplantae, Streptophyta, Magnoliopsida, Poales, Poaceae. Gene Ontology annotation, molecular function: protein binding.
AUGCUUCAGUUGUCCUCUGGCUGCUUCGUGGAGGAGAGGGCUGCUCUACUAGACAUUCAGUCUUCUCUGAUGAGAGCGGGCUCCCCUGGGACGCUUGGUUCAUGGGCGAAGGAUGGUGAUGACUGCUGCUCGUGGGAGCGAGUGAAAUGUAACGAUACAACACAGCGAGUGUCUCAUCUCUACCUUUCCUCUGUAUAUGUAACUAAUUCACACAAUCGUUGGUAUUUAAACUCGACUAUGUUUUCUGCGUUACGUGACCUUAAAUACCUUGAUCUAUCAUCCAAUCGUCCGUGUUCGCUAGCCAUGGAAGGUUUAGUUGGACUAGCCAAACUUCGAUAUCUCGACCUCAGUGACACUGUAUGGGGAGGGGGGUUCCCAGAAUUUAUUGGGCAAAUUGUUUCGCUAGAAGUUUUAGCUCUCAACAAUAAUGGCAUGACCGGAGGUUUUCCAAGCACAGCUGUUGAAAAUCUUAGAAACUUGCGGCAACUGAAUAUGUCUUCGAAUAGCUUCAACGGAAGCCUCCCGGAUUUGCUAUUUGCACUUCCGCACCUACAGAUCCUGGAUCUCUCCAGCAAUAACUUUGGUGGGCAUAUUCCAACAGAUCUCAGAUUGAAUCGCCUCAACAGAACUCUCCCAGUUAGAGCCUUUAAAAACAUCAGGAACUUGAAUUUGGGUGGCAACCUAUUCAGUGGAUCUCUCCCUGUGUCAAUAUUUUCACUUCCUCAUCUGAAGUUCCUAGAUCUCUCAUUUAAUAGAUUGGAGGGACAAUUUACUAUUAAUUUCUCUUCGGAACAAGUUCCACUUGAAGUCUUACAUCUCAAUCAUAAUAAGCUGAGUGGAGCUCUUCCGAAUGAACAAGCAUUUCAAAUUCUCAAGAACCUACGAGAGUUGUAUUUGAGUUCCAACCAAUUCAGCGGAAACAUUCCAACAUUCUUGUUUUCACUUCCACGUAUCGAACGGUUGAAUCUCUCGGCGAACUUCCUAGGAGGACAAAUUCUGACAAAUUCAUCUUCGGAUCUUUCAUUGUCCCUCAAGAGUCUUUGGUUUUCCCAAAACAAUUUGAGCGGUAAACUUUCUUUCAUUUGGCUCCGAAACCUCACAAAGCUAGAAGAGAUAGACUUUUCAGGCAAUGGAAACCUAACUGUUGAUGUUCAUAUUUCUGGAUGGACACCUCCGUUCCAAUUGAAACAACUACUGCUCUCUGGUUGUGACCUUGACAAGAACAUCAUUGCUGAACCACAUUUUUUACGCACUCAACGUCGUUUAGAGGUGCUUGAUUUGUCCAACAAUAACUUGUCAGGUAGCAUGCCAAAUUGGUUGUUUACAGAGGAUGCAACACUACAGGAUCUAAAUCUUGGAAAUAACUUGCUAAUUGGAUCACUGGACCCAAUAUGGCAUACCCAAUCUUCACUCGGUGUUCUCAACAUACACAUGAACCAUAUCACAGGACAGCUGCCGGCCAACCUCAGCUCAAUGUUUCCAGGCUUGUUUGCUCUAGAUUUUUCUAGUAACGACUUGUUUGGGUACAUACCAACAUCAAUGUGCGAGAUCAGCUACAUGCAAUUUUUAGACCUAUCAAACAACAAACUUUCUGGGGAGGUUCCAGCUUGUGUUUUUACUAGUUGUCCCAGUCUAUUGUCCUUGAAGGUCUCAAACAACAAGCUUGGUGGUCUGAUUUUUGGUGGGAUGAAUAAUCUGUCCAAUAUAUUUGAAUUGUUCUUGGAUGGUAACAAAUUUAAAGGGACAUUGCCUCAUGAUCUGGCAGGAAAGUUUGUGGUUGUCAUUGAUUUGCAUGAUAACGAGCUGUCUGGGCAACUCGAUACGUCAUUUUGGAAUCUGCCCUCGUUGUCAGCCUUGAAUCUUGCUGGAAACCGAAUGACUGGCAAAAUUGAUCAACAAAUCUGUGGCUUCACAAGGAUUAGCCUUUUAGAUCUAUCACACAACAACCUUACAGGGUCUGUACCAAACAGUUGCUUCGUAGAGCUCACAUUUCUUAACCUUGCAGGGAACUCCUUAUCUGGCGAUAUCUCUUUUCUCCUUUUCAACACAUCAAGUCUGAUUGCUUUGGAUAUCAGACACAAUCAGUUCAUGGGCAAGCUCAAUUGGGUAAGUUACCUUGACAGUAUUAGGCUACUUUCGCUGGGCAGAAAUAAGUUUGAAGGGCAGAUCACUCCAACCCUGUGCAGACUCAUGUACUUGAGGAUACUUGAUUUUUCACAUAACAAGCUUUCUGGUUCCCUGCCAGCAUGUAUUGGUAAUAUCUCUUUCAAAGGUGAUAGGGACGAUGCAAUUUUUCAGUCAGCAUAUGAGAGUACUACGUACUUGAGUGGCUAUGACUUAAGAGGCUUCACCUUCGCUACCAAAGGGAAUCUAUACACGUACGGUCGCAGUCUCUUUGUUUCAAUGUCAGGGAUCGACCUAUCUGCAAACAUGUUGGAUGGAGAAAUUCCUUGGGAGCUAGGAAAUCUGAGGCAUAUCAGAUCCCUUAAUUUGUCCAACAAUUUCUUUGUUGGCCGGAUCCCGCCGACCUUGGGCGGCAUGGAGGAGAUAGAGAGCUUGGACCUCUCCCACAAUGAGCUGAGUGGACCAAUACCUUGGCAGCUAACUCAGUUAUCAACAUUGGGGGCGUUCUCUGUGGCAUACAACAACUUGUCAGGAUGUAUACCAAACUCUGGUCAGCUCAGCUCAUUCGGCAUGGACAGCUACCUAGCCAACACCAACCUUCACAACAUUACACAGGGGAAUACUUGUGCUGCUCCCGGAGAUCCUGCUGUGGGGAAAGAUGUGGAAGAGACGCCCAGUGACCUAGUUUUAUAUGUGGUCACAGCUGCUGGCUUUGUGUUGACAUUUUGGGCCAUUAUUGGGUUCUCAUUUUGCCAUCCUUACGGAAGAUCUGUGAUGCUCAAGAUGUAG